Messenger RNA from Malus domestica (apple), 1217 nucleotides. RefSeq names its product sphingolipid delta(4)-desaturase DES1-like. Gene Ontology annotation, molecular function: sphingolipid delta-4 desaturase activity. The record is from RefSeq and is a predicted model, not a curated record. Gene Ontology annotation, biological process: ceramide biosynthetic process. Lineage: Eukaryota; Viridiplantae; Streptophyta; Magnoliopsida; Rosales; Rosaceae. Gene Ontology annotation, cellular component: membrane.
CUCACAUUCAAAGAGAAUCAGAGAGAGAGAGAGAGAGAGAGAGGAGGAGGAGGAGAGAGAUGGGAAGAGGGGGUGAGAGAGAGGCAGCAGAAGAGGAGGGAGCGAUGGCUACAGACUUCUUCUGGUCCUACACGGAUGAGCCUCACGCUUCCAGGCGCCGUCAGAUCCUCUCUCAGUACCCUCAGAUUAAGGAGCUCUUUGGUCCCGACCCCUGGGCUUUCCUCAAGAUUACGGUGGUUGUGUUACUUCAGCUCGGGACUGCUACAGCCCUCCACAAUGCAGGCUGGCUGAAGAUACUAGCGAUAGCCUACUUUUUUGGCUCGUUUCUCAACCACAACCUCUUCUUGGCCAUCCAUGAGCUCAGUCACAAUCUCGCCUUCUCGACCCCAGUCUACAACCGUUGGCUCGGUAUUUUUGCUAACCUCCCGAUUGGUGUUCCCAUGUCCGUCACCUUUCAAAAAUAUCACCUUGAGCACCACCGCUUCCAGGGAGUAGACGGCAUUGAUAUGGACAUCCCAAGCAAGGUUGAGGCUCAUGUGGUGACAAAUGUGGUCGCGAAAUCCAUUUGGGUUCUCCUUCAACUCUUCUUCUAUGCCCUUCGUCCUGUGUUUCUCAAACCGAAACCCCCUGGUUACUGGGAGUUCCUCAACCUCUUCAUUCAGGUAGCCCUCGAUGUUGCAAUGGUCUACUUUUGCGGCUGGAAAUCUUUUGCUUACUUGAUCCUCUCUACAUUUGUCGGCGGUGGGAUGCACCCAAUGGCGGGUCACUUCAUUUCGGAGCACUAUGUCUUCAACCCUGAUCAAGAGACGUAUUCUUACUAUGGCCCUCUCAAUCUCCUAGCUUGGCACGUAGGCUACCACAACGAGCACCAUGAUUUCCCCAGAAUUCCCGGGAGCAAGCUUCAUAAGGUGAAGGACAUUGCACCGGAAUACUACGAGGGUUUGGAGUCGUAUAAAUCUUGGAGCCAAGUGAUCUACAUGUACAUAGCGGAUCGAACAGUUGGACCGUUCAGUCGAAUGAAGAGAAAGGCAACAAAAUCUGAAUAGGUUCUCUCUUCUGCAACAAUUUGUUCCAUUUUUUUGUAUCCUUUCCUGGUUCAUUAAUUAGACUGAUGAAAAGGAAGUUAUUUAUUCAUUAAUUAGCAAUUGGAAAAGACAUUUUGUUUAAGCUAUGAACCCUAGUUAUAUAUACGUAAACUGAGUUCAGUGUUUUCUUUA